Molecule: messenger RNA, 1913 nt
Organism: Phalacrocorax carbo (great cormorant)
Lineage: Eukaryota; Metazoa; Chordata; Aves; Suliformes; Phalacrocoracidae
Source: RefSeq, a predicted model, not a curated record
GGCGCGGAGGCGCUGCCGGGAGGCCCUGAGGCAGCGGUGGCGGCGGCGGCGGCCUCGGCGUGCGGGAGCGGAGCGGAGCGGGCCGCGCCCCCGGCCCCGCCCGGCCCCGGCCACGCUGGCGCCCGGGGACCCACCCGAGAUGCCGGUGAGAAGCGAGCGGUGCCGUGCGGGUGGAGCGGCGGGAUCGGCCUCUUCGUCACCCUCCGGAGCGGCCGCCAGUAGCCUGGUACCGCCGCCCCCCAUCAACACGGCGCAGCCCGGCGUAGCCACCUCGCUGCUUUACAGCGGCGCCAAGUUCCGCGGGCAGCAGCGCAGCAAGGGCAAUGCCUACGAGGUGGAGGUCGUCAUGCAGCAUGUGGAUAUGGAAAACUCCUAUCUCUGUGGAUACUUGAAGAUUAAAGGCCUUACAGAGGAGUACCCAACCCUCACCACUUUCUUUGAAGGGGAAAUAAUCAGUAAAAAACACCCUUUCUUAACGCGCAAGUGGGAUGCCGAUGAAGAUGUGGAUCGUAAACACUGGGGGAAGUUCCAGGCUUUUUACCAGUAUGCAAAAUCAUUUAACUCUGAUGACUUUGAUUAUGAGGAUCUGAAAAAUGGGGACUAUGUCUUCAUGAGAUGGAAGGAGCAGUUCCUAGUCCCAGAUCACACUAUCAAAGACAUCAGCGGUGCUUCCUUUGCUGGUUUCUAUUACAUCUGUUUCCAGAAGUCAGCAGCAUCUAUAGAGGGCUAUUACUACCAUAGGAGUUCAGAAUGGUAUCAGUCAUUGAAUUUAACUCACGUUCCUGAGCACAGCGCUCCUAUCUACGAAUUCCGAUGACAGCUGUCCAGAACUGAUACUGCACAGAAGCAAACCGGGCAGGAGAGCAUGGCCUGCCAGGAGAACUGUGUCCCUGUCGGAGCACGGGAAUGCACGCUUCUCUCCUGCCCCUCGGACUUGCGAGAGAGAGCCUGAAUGUUAAUCCACCCAGCCCAAGGAGUGUGGCUGCUGGAGCUUGAUUCUCCCUCCUGUUGAGUGGCGAUUUGAUCUUUAAUCUGGUUUUAAGCUACCUUUAAAUGCACUUUCUUAUUGCACAGCUAGUUUCUCUAUCACUGAAAUUCCUCCCGGCUCUCCUCUGGAAGCUGUUUCUCAGUAGCUGGAAUCAGUGGUCUGUCCUCUGAGUAAUAAGAAAAUAUAAGCUUGGUGCUUAUAUUUUCAUUGUUACAGCCUGAUAUGGGUUGAAAUCGCCAGGACUCAGGUUUGUUGCCCAGAUUGCUAGCUCUGAUGCUCCCAGAGCCGGGUCCCGUGUGUGAGGCUCUGCUCAGCAGAGAGCUGCUCAGCCGCAGAGUCUGUCAGGGGAGCGUUGGCUGAGACAGAUGAGGCUUGAACAAGCCUUUGCUUUGCACUGGCUAACCUGGUUAGCCGGAGGAGCUGCAGAUCUUUCAGGAACGCUGGCCCUGUGGAGCUGGGAGCUGUUCCGGUGUCCGGAUACGCCACUGGGAAUUAAUUUGAUGUACGGACUUCCAGGCUCUCAGUAAAGUGGAUCUGAACCCUGCUUAUAGGUGUAUAUUUGCUCUUUACUUAAGUUAAGGGUAAAAAAGGAAAAAAAAAAAAAACAAAGAAAAAAGACUUUUAUUAAAAAAAAAUAUUUUUAUGGUUCCUUUUCUGAAGGACCCUAUGGCAAAUGCACAAGUACUCGAUUACAUUUUACCGUUUUCACAUUGAAAACCGGGAAUGUCUGCGUUUAGUUUUUAUAUACGUGUAUGUAAUCAGCUAGCCGCUUUGGGAAAGUAAUCGGAGUGCAAGUGUCGAGCAGCGUCGCAGAGACAGCUCUGCGUCUGUUCAGCAUUUGGACUCGCUCUUCAUGCUUCACCAACACCACUGCUUGAUACCUUUUUACAAGGAAAAAAAGUAAAAAAACAAGGAGAAAAAAAAA